AUGGGAACCGCUUUUGGUCCGGAAGGGUGUGUAAUUCUUUACCUGCUCUCCCAGAUCGCCCCAGAUACGCCAGUAUUUAAUUUAGAUACGGGGUACCAAUUCCAGGAAACGCUCGACGUUCGCGAUCAGAUUCGCGAAAAGUUUGGGAUCGACGUCGAACUUCUGAAGCCUGAGCAUACCGUCGAAGAGUAUGAGCAGAUCCAUGGCGGUCCGCUUUAUAAAACCAACCCAACCCAGUGCUGCUUCGAUCGCAAAAUCAAAGUUCUCAAGCGAGGCGCAGCCGGAAAGCAUGCUUGGAUCAGCGCGAUUCGUCGCGAUCAGAGCGAAGACCGCGCGAAGGCGAGCAUCGUCGGUUGGGAUAAAAAGUUCGGAUUGGUGAAGAUCAAUCCACUUGCGAAUCAAACGAAGAGCUGGGUUUGGCGAAUGAUUACCGAGCAUGGCGUUCCUUACAACGCUUUGCACGACCAAGGCUACACCAGCGUCGGCUGCUGGCCAUGCACGCGAGCCGUCCUGGCAGGCGAAGAUGAACGAGCCGGCCGCUGGAGCGGUACGGCCAAAACCGAGUGCGGUUUGCACACGAUGGAAGACGAUAGCCCCAACGCCUAA
Molecule: messenger RNA, 606 nt
Organism: Symbiodinium sp. CCMP2456
Lineage: Eukaryota; Dinophyceae; Suessiales; Symbiodiniaceae
Source: the annotation of a GenBank genome assembly